AACCGAGCGCGGCAAGUUCGGAUCGUGCUGCCGAAAAGCGGCUCGUACCGAGCGUACGCCGCAGUUACGAGCGGACCUCUGAACGGAGCGGAACUUGGAGACUGCAAGUCCGCCCAAAACAAUCCCACCCAGCACGAGAUGGGCCUGCCGCGAAUCAGGAAUCUAGUGGCACCGUUGUGCUUCCUGCUGUUGGCCAGCAGCUGGCUAGUGAGCGAUGUAGACUGCGCGAAAAAGGCGGCCGGCAGUGUGCCGGCCCCGGCCCCCGAGGCCACGAUCGAGGAAGUGUCGGCGAAGCAGCUGGAGCGGUUACUAGAGGAUAAGGAUUACGUUGCAGUGUACUGGUAUGCCCGCAGCUGUACCACCUGCGACACAGUAUUAGCAGAGCUCGAGCACAUCGACGAUGAUACCGAUUCGUUCGGUGUCGACUUUGUGAAAAUCAACGACAAACGACUCGCAAAACAGUAUGGCAUCACGAAGUUCCCGGCCCUCACCUACUUCAGGGAGAAGGAACCGAUCAUCUACGAGGGCGACCUUAUGGAUGAGGCCGGUGUGCUCGACUUUCUUACCUCGCUGGAAGCGAUGGAUCUGCCCGACCGGAUCGAGGAAGUGAAUGCCAAAAUUCUGUCCAAAAUCAUCGAGGACUCCGACUACGUUGCGGUACUGUUCUGCACUGAUCACGAAAACUGCCCACCCGGAAACAACAACAAGCCGGAAUGUAAGAAGUGCAUCAAGGCGCUGCAGGAGCUGGAAAACAUCGACGACGAAGCGGACCAGCUCGACAUCGGAUUCGUGAAGAUCCACGAUGAAGAUCUGGCCGAGGAGUACAACCUGGGCCCGCUGCCAAAGCUGGUCUACUACCGUCACCAGACUCCGAUCGUUUACGAGCACGAGCUGCAGCGUGAGGAGGACGUGCUGGAAUGGCUGGUAGAGAACAAGGCCACCGGUGACGAUGAUGAUGUCAUCGAGGAGGUCAACGCCAAGACGCUCAAAACUCUAAUCCAGAACAUCGACAAUCUGGUCGUGCUGUUCUACGACGACGAAGAUGAAGACUCGGAAUCGGUGCUGCAGGAGUUGGAAAACAUCGACGAUGACUGCGCCAAGCACGGUAUCCAGUUCGUCCGGAUCGACGACCCGAAGGUUUCGAAGGAGUACGGCAUCGAUGAGGUCCCGGCGAUCGUGUACUUUGAGAAGCAGAUCCCCAACGUGUACGAUGACGAUCUGACCGAUGAGGAGGAGAUCCUGGAAUGGUUGCUGUCUCAGCUGGAAAAGGACGAGAUCGAGGAUGUUACGGACGAGAUGCUGGACAAGCUUAUCAAGGAAGGCAAAUCGAUCGCCGUGUUGUUCUACGACAACAAUGACAAGAAAUCGGAAAAGGUACUGAACGAGCUCGAGAACAUCGACGACGAGUGCGAUCAGCUCGGCAUCAACUUCGUAAAGAUGGACGAUGUCGAGGAGGCGAAGGACUACGGUGUCACCAAGUUCCCGAAGCUGGUGUACUUCGAGCAGGGCAUACCGACCGUGUACGAGGGCAGCCUGGAGCAGGAGGAGGACGUGCUCGAAUGGUUGGAGCGCCAGACGAACAGCGACGAAAUCGAGGACGUUACCGACGAGAUGCUGGACAUGAUCAUCGAAAAGAUGCAGCAUGUUGCCGUGCUGUUCUACGACAAGGACUCGAAGACGUCGCAGAAGGUGCUGGCCGAGCUGGAAAACAUUGACGACGAGUGCGAUCAGAACGAUAUCGCCUUUGUCAAGAUCGACGAUGACAGCGAAGCCAAGGAGUGGGGCAUCGAGGAACUGCCUACCAUGAUUCUGUUCGAACGCGGUAUUCCACACAUCUACGAAGGUGAUCUGCUGAAGGAGGAGGAACUGCUCGGCUGGUUGGUGCACCAGAAGCGUCAUUCCGAAAUCCCGGAAAUUACCGACGAAAUGAAGGACAAGCUGAUGCAGAUGUACGAUCACGUUGCCAUCAUCUUCUACGACAAGGACGACAAGCAGGACAUCCGUGUGCUGAACGAGCUGGAAAACAUCGACGAUGAGCUGGAAAAGGAAGAGAUCGUCAUUGCCCGCCUGGACAAUGCGGAGGAAGCGCGCGAGUACGGUCUCGAUCAUCUGCCGGCGCUGGUAUACUUCGAGAACGAGAUUCCCGCCAUCUACGAGGGUGAUCUCAUGAACGAGGAGGAGGUGCUGGAAUGGCUCAAGCUGCAGAAGUACUCGGCCACCAUCGAGGAGGUGACGGACGAGAUACUGCAGGACCUGAUCGAGGACCACGAGUACGUGUGCGUCUACUUUAGCGGGGCGUGCGAGGAGGGCGAGAAGUGUGACAAAAUUCUCGACGAUCUCGAAAACAUCGACGACGAGCUGGACGAAGCCGGUAUCAUCUUUGUCACCACCGAAGAUAUGGUCACUGCCAAGAAAUACAACAUCAAGAAUAUUCCGUCGCUCGUGUUCUUCCGCAACAAGGAUCCGCUGAUCUUCUCGGGCGAUCUGAACGACGAGGAUGAGGUGCUGGCCUGGUUGACCGACGAGGAGACGCUCGAGAUUCCCGGCAAGAUUGAGGAGGUCAACAUCAAGAUGCUGGAAAAGAUCCUGUCGGAAAACGAGCACAUUGUUGUGUUCUUCUAUCACGAUGACGACAAGAAGGCGCAGAAGAUUAUUGCCGAGCUGGAGAACAUUGACGAUGAGUGCGAGGAGAAGGACAUCGAUUUCGUCAAGACGUCCGACGAUGACAUUGACAAGGAGUACGAUCUCGACAAUCUGCCCGCAUUGGUCUUCUACCGCAACAAGUUCCGCACGAUCUACACCGGCGACAUGAUGAAGGAGGAGGAGAUCCUCGAGUGGGUGCUGGAGCAGUACAACACCAAGCCCGAGAUCAUCGAAUCGGUCGAUCGCAAAACGCUGCAGGUGUUGGUUAACGAGGUCGAACAUCUUGCCGUACUGUUCUACGAUGACGACUGCGAAACGUGCCCGAAAAUUCUCGAGAAGCUGGAAACGAUCGACGACGACACGGACAAGCACCACAUCCAGUUUGUGAAGGCCAACGAUGAGAAGCUGGCCCACGAGAUCGGAAUCUUCUCGUUCCCGGCCCUCGUCUAUUACGAAACCGGUGUCCCGAUUAUGUACGAUGGUAAUCUCAAGAACGAAAAACGCAUCUUGCAGUGGCUAAUUGAUCACAAAAGAAGGUACGAUAUCAAGCAGAAGUACGGCUUGACGCGGGAACGCGUCCCGGUUGUGUUUUCCGACCCGGAGGAGGAAGCCCGCCAGGCACGGCUUCUGGCGGAGGCGCGUGCCCGGUCCGGGGUGCCGGAACGUUCCAUUUUGCGCCCAUCUGCGUCGUCGUCGUCGUCGUCGUCGUUUACCGUCCCAGGCUCAUCCCGUUCGUUGUCCACCCGGCUAGACAAUAAGCUACCGAAACCGAAGCUCCGCAGGCGUUACACGGACGAUGUGGAGGAGCUCGAGCGGGAGGAUCGUAUCGACAAGAAACGAUCCGGUGGCAAGAAACUGAAGCCUAUCCCGCGGCUCGAUGCGGUAGAGCAGCCGAAACCGGCCGGCCCGGGUAAAGCCACUGCCGGCACGAAGGACACGAAGGGUAAAGCGGGCUCCACCGCCACCGCCACCACCACCAAGUCCACCACGGCCACGCCGUCCAGUAAAUCCGCCAAGACCAGCAAACCCGAACCGAAACCUGCCAAGGUGGCAGCAAAAAAGUCUACCCGCCCUGUCGAAGAUGAUGAUGAUGAUGACGAAGGUGACCUACUGAACGAAUACGACGUCCUGGAUUGGAUGCACGGGCAGAAGACGGACGAAAGCAUCCAGGAGGUGGAACGGGACGAGCUGUUGAGCCUGAUCGAGAGCAAAGACUUCCUCGGGGUAGUUUUCUACGUUGAGGACGAUCCGAACACGCCCAAAAUUUUGCGCCACAUCGAGCUGAUCGAUGACGAGGCCGCCGACUACGGUAUUCUGCUGGUCAAGUGCAGCGAUCGGCUGAUGGCGAAGAAGUUUGGGUUCCGCAACCCGCCCGGCGUCACCUACUUCCGCAAGGGCAAAUCGAUCAACUACGACGGUGACAUCGACGACGAGGAGGAGCUGCUCGAUUGGCUGACCGAUCCGCACAACAUGGAGAUGACCGAUCACAUCGAAAAGGUGAACCGAAAGAUGUUCCAGAAGAUCCGCCAGGCGUCCGACUAUUUGGCCGUGUUCUUCUAUAGCGACGACUGCAAACAGUGUCCACGCGUGCUGGCCGAAAUCGAGCACAUCGAUGACGAGGCGGACGGUGCCGGCAUCAACUUCGUCAAGAUCGACGACAAACAGAUGGCCAAGGAGCUCGGCGUGUACGCGCUGCCCGGUAUCGUUUUCUUCAAGUUGUCCUCUAAGGAACCUGUCAUCUACGCAGGUGAUCUGAACGACGAGGACGAAAUCUUGAACUGGCUGAUGACGCAGAAGAACCCCGGCGGUGACAUUAUCGAGGAUCUGGACGGUGCGAAGCUGUUGAGCCUGAUCGAGGAUUCCAACGCACUGGCUGUCUACUUCUGGAACAAAACGACUUGUGAAGCUUGCUUUACAAAGGCUGCCAAGAAGCAGCGCAAAGCGAAGGAACGUAAAGGUCCGCUGGAUGCGGCAUCAUCGGCGGAGGUAGUAGACGAUGGUGCUUCCGAGGAUUCGCCGCUAGAUGGCGAUGCUCCAUCGACACCAGCAGCAGCAGCAGCAGCAUCUACGGCGCAGGCAUCCGUGGAGGACACGGACGACUGUGAGCAGUGUUCGGGUGUGCUCGAGUCGCUGGAAAACAUCGACGACGACUGCGACCGGCACGGUAUAAUGUUUGUCAAAACGGAUGAUCUCUCGAUCGCGGAACAGUACGGCAUCUCCGAAUAUCCGGUGCUGGUGUACUUCGAGGACAAUGUGCCGAACGUGUUUGAAGGUUCGCUCGAUGAAGAGGAGGAAGUGCUCCAGUGGCUGAUCACGCAAAAGACCGAAGACCGUAUCGAGCUGAUUACGCGCGUCAUGCUGGAAUCGAUGGUGGACGAAACGCAGUACCUGGCUGUGUACUUCUACAAAACCAAAUCACCCUCGUACUGCCGAAGUUUUUGUUCUGCGGAAAACAUACGCAAGCGAAAGGAAUUUGCACGGGAAGGAAUCUCAGACAAGAUUAACUGCAACAUCUGCGACCAGAUACUGGAAGGUUUGGAGGUGAUCGACGACGAGCUGGACGUGUUCGGUAUACACAUGGUGAAGAUACAGGAUCCCCAGCUGGCGAAGCGCUAUUCCAUCAAGACAUUCCCGGCGCUGGUGUACUUCAGAAACGGUAAUCCACUGAUCUACGAAGGUGAUCUGCAGAACGAACAGUCCGUGCUCGAGUGGCUGGUUGACGACGACAAUCGUGAGCUGGCGGACGAGAUCGAGGAAGUGAACGAGCGCAUGCUGGACCGGCUGAUGGAACAGUCGCCCCUGCUGUGUGUGUUUUACUACGAUGAGGAUUGCGCGGAAUGUGACGAUAUUCUGGAGGAGCUCGAGCUGAUCGACGGUGAGGUGGAUCUGUACGGUAUCGAUUUCGUGAAGGUGGCCAGCCUGGAUGCGGCCCACAAGUACGGCGUCACGACGAUCCCUUCGCUCGUGUACUACCGCAAGCAGAUCCCGAUGCUGUACGACGGUGACAUGCACGAUCACGAGCGUGUCAUGAACUGGCUAACGUCGCAGGAUGUGUUCGAGAUCAAGAACGAAAUCGAGGAGGUAAAUCGCAAGAUGCUGAACAAGCUGCUGGACGAGAACGAAUUUUUGGCCGUCUAUUUCUUCGAGGAAGACCACGAGGAAAGUGAGGCAGUGCUGGAAAAGCUGGAACUGAUCGACAGCGAAACGGACAACCUGGACAUCACGUUCGUCAAGAUGGGUGACCCACGGUACGCGCGCAAAUGGGGCGUCACCAAACUGCCCGCGAUCGUCUACUUCCGCAAGCGCUUCCCGAGCAUCUACCGGGGCGACAUGUACGACGAGCAGGACGUGCUCGAAUGGUUGCGCAAGAACCGAUUCCGCCAGCCGGAGCUGAACAUCUUCAUGUACGCACUGAUCGCGCUCGGUCUCGGGUUCGUCAUCUACACUGCAUUUUUGCUCCAGUGCUUCAAGCCUGCCCCGCCCGCACCCGUGCCCCAUCCGAAGCAAAACUAGGUGUUCCCAGGCACUUGGCAAAAAAAAUAAAAAAAACGGGGGUCAGCAGCUAGGGUACAUAUUCUUCCAGAGUAAACGUUAUGAGUGGUGGAACGGGAGUUCCGCAUGCGUCCACCAAGUGACAUUUUGAUUUUUAAGGUCAAAUAAGAGAGAGAGAGAGAAGAGAGCAGCCAAAGAUUGCUGAGCUCUUCUUGCGUGAAGCCCAUCCCCAUCCCCAUCCCCAUUUCCCCCCCUUGUUGGUCCCUUACGUUCCUCUGCGUUCCAUGGUCUACCAUACCAACUGCCCCCGGGAAACCGUGCACGCGCACACACACUAUCUUGGACAAGUGUGUACUAGAGAUGGUUGAAUUUUUGUUAUAGAAAAAGUUUGCAAACAUUAUGCGGAAAAGCAGAGCGAAAGGGAAGACCUUAAGAAGAGAAAUAAACAAAAAUCGAUAAAUAUAACAGUUUUCUCCACUGUGAUCAUAACACUCUGUUGAAGAUGAUGAUGCUGAUGAUAAUGACGAACACGACGGGCAUAACCAACCCAAUGUGGAGGAGGUGAGACAUUACAACAACAACAAAAAAAAAACCCAAAAAUAAGAAACCCAGAAGGGAGGAGGUAUAAAGUAAGGGAAACAAAACCCAGCAUCCACAUUACUUUACGCAUUCUUCCACGGGUCCAAAAAGAGAGAAAAAAAAAGGGUGGAAACUUUUGAAUGUAAAAACCUACAAAAAAAAAAGAAACAGACAUACGAAAACGAAAUGCAACAAAUCUGCUUUUGUUGGCAGCAAACGGUGGCAGCUAAACUGCAUUUUUCAUCCCAUUUUGUACAUUGUUUACAAAUGCAAAUGGAUAGGAUGGAUGGACGGACCAUCGGCAUGGCAACACCGCUAGCAGCCAGUCCCGAGUGGUUUUGAGCGUUAGCUAGAUAGAGCAGUAGUCGCGCGAACUGCCGCAAGGAUGGACGCCCUUUUUGUAACUAGGCGAAAAGGUCCCACGUCACCACGUGCGCGCAAGUGUACUACCAUAUGCAAUGGAAGUGGCGAAACAAAUCGAAAAGACACAAUCGACAUAAACGAAGUAGACGACAAGCGAGCCAGAGCCUUUGGCAACAUUGGUACCCCCCCAUUUGGGUAAUGAUGAUGUGAGUGGAUUUCUGUUUCUGUUGUUACCGUCUCUACCUAGCCCUCACGCCUUCCUCUGUUUCAAUUUUUUUUUCUUUCUGUCUCUGAUUUGUAUUUACUAUGUCUCUGACGCUCUCUCUCUCUGUGUUAUGUUUUUACCUGCCCCCGUAUAACAUUGUACAUUUAAAAAGAAAGGAGAGAGAGAGAGAGAGAGGGGGGAAUAAUCAAUCAACACAAGUCAUAAAGCAAUAGACUUUGCAAUUAGCUACAGUUUUGUUGGUAACAUGAUGGUUUUCUAUGCUUAUGUUAAUGUAGAAUUAAAAACCUUGAAGAAAAAACGAUAAGUGAAUGUAAGAACGGUCAUACUAUCCCUAACAUUGCACAACACACAGAUGCUGUAAAUAAAGAAAAAAUGAAUACCGGCCAGCUUCUGGCCGGUAGCCGAACCGAAAAA
This is a messenger RNA of Anopheles stephensi (Asian malaria mosquito), 7717 nucleotides long. RefSeq lists its product as uncharacterized. The coding region runs from base 139 to 6156 and encodes 2005 amino acids. NCBI's taxonomy places the organism in Eukaryota, Metazoa, Arthropoda, Insecta, Diptera, Culicidae. The record is from RefSeq and is a predicted model, not a curated record. The transcript is spliced from 29 exons.